AUGAAUUAUACUCUAGGCUCAAAGAGAAAUCCUUUAAUUUUUCGAGUUAGUAACCUUUCAAUAGGUAACAUAAACAGAGUUAAUAUAAAAGAAUAUAAUUGUAAGAAACUAACUUUCAGCUCAAAAAAUAAUGAAUAUGGUAAAUCUGUAAACCAUGAAGAUUCUAAAAAAAGACGCGACGAGAAUAACACCAAUUUUUUUCAAAACCCGAAAUACAAAAUAAUUAAUUCACAACCUAAAAGAAAUUUAAGUGUUUUUGGAUAUAAUAGAGGAAAACUAUUUAUAAGUAUAAAGAAAGAUUUUACUAGUUUUGUUGUUAAUUCAUUAAUCAUUUUCGUUUUUCUUUAUUCAAUUUAUACCCUAGCACCUAAUGAAACCAUAUCACAACGGAGAAAAAGAAUUAUUACAGAAAGGUUAAUGAAAGAAUAUGAUAUUUCUGAAAGGGAUCUUGAAAUGAUUGAGCAUCUCGACGAAAUAACAGAAAAAUAA
Molecule: messenger RNA, 489 nt
Organism: Plasmodium malariae
Lineage: Eukaryota; Apicomplexa; Aconoidasida; Haemosporida; Plasmodiidae
Product: conserved protein, unknown function
Exons: 1
Coding region: 1-489 (162 amino acids)
Source: RefSeq, a predicted model, not a curated record